Mycena indigotica is the source of this 1665-nucleotide messenger RNA. RefSeq names its product MFS general substrate transporter. The transcript has 10 exons. The coding region runs from base 1 to 1665 and encodes 554 amino acids. The record is from RefSeq and is a predicted model, not a curated record. Lineage: Eukaryota; Fungi; Basidiomycota; Agaricomycetes; Agaricales; Mycenaceae.
AUGCCCAUCGACAAUACUGAAGCGGAACGCGCACCGACCAACUCCAGCGCGACACCCUUCGAGCUGCCAACUCCUCACAUGUUCACCAACUCCAGCAACUUCACGAUCACCGGCGGGAACUUCACCGCAGCAUCGUACCAACUGAACUUUGCCGCGCCGCAUUCGGAUGUGGACGAUCAGGACGAUUAUCGACGGAUUCGAUGGGGUGAUAUAGACCUUCGACACCUACGGCUCCAGUCCACGCCUCAUUCCGAUCUUGGCACUGUCGGCCGCGUGCCAAGUGCUUCACGCUCGAUGUAUGCAGCAAGGGUAUAUGGAUCCACAUCCGAAAUGAGUGUCGCUGUUUAUCAAGGCAAUGGUGCACAACAAGAGUGGUUGCGGGCCAUCAAAGAACAUGGUGCCUUAUGUCACCCUGCUGUCCUGCAAUUAUUUGCAACUUCAAGUCACAGAGGCAUUUAUGCGGCAGUGUUUCAUGAUGAUCUGAUACCACCAGAAAACAUAUGUCAGGAGUCAUCUAGUCUAGCAACAGUUUAUUACCGGCAAUACUUUGAGAAAGAAAUUAUGAAAGUGGCACCAUAUAUUUGUACAGCAAUAGGUCGCCAAUUUAUAAAACCUCAAAUGUUGACUCCUUGGAUACGAUCCUCAACACAUUGCAUAACACUGGAGAUAUAUCCACUUUCAAGACUAGAACCCUUCAGGCCUGGCCUAAUGCGGACUGAUAUAUAUCACUUGGUUAUAGGCAGCUCUUGUUCCAACAUCAUUGCACCAAUGCAUCCAGUGGCUGCAAGUGUUCUAGACAUGAUCAGCAUGUUGUCUCUUGAGCAAUUUAUUGUCAGGAUAACAUCACAUGAAUGCAAGCCAAUGUAUCUGCUGCUACAUCAAAGUUCCUUCAAGCUUCAUACUGUGUGCUUCCUUACAGACUUUGCCCAAUCACUCAACCCUUGGCUGUGUGAUCGAUACUUCAAGGAACAUCGUGAUCUUAAAGGCUGGACAGAUGAUGUUGAAUAUAUAGUGCACUUUCCAUAUGAGACAGAUGUGCAGCAGCAUAUCCAGGCCACAGAAUCUAAAUGGACAAGAGGCUGGUGGAGUGGGCAUCUCAAGCAUCAAAUUGUUCAAAUGGGAACUGGAUGGUCAAGGCUUCAAUAUCCAUUUAGGCUCUUAGCAAUACAGAUGGAUGUUGGGUUCGGGGACCUGGACGCAAAUUAUACCCAUAAUGACAAGCUGAAAGUUCAGACUGCAUGGAUUACCCAGGCUGCCUACAUCUUUCAGCAACUUAAGAUCUCAAAGAAUCGCCAUCGAUUUUUACUUCUCAGGGAUGCAACAUGCACAGUCUCUUUCAAGAUCAAAAGUAGCCAACAGUAUAAGAAAGAUACUCCAGCAUAUCUUUUUCUUUGUCCAUAUUGGAUGUUCUUUGACGGUACCACCAUCACACGACCAGAAAGGAUUGCAUACUGGUCUCUGGAUCCAGAGGGGGAUGAGCCCCUGAAUGAUGCCCGACUUCCUGAGCUUAGUAUUAACAUGAGCAUUCAUGGCUUCUAUUGGGAGGACGAGGCAUAUGAUGCCCUGAUUGAAUUCUUCACUGGCAAAGGAUUUGAUCCUUAUUCUCUGGAUGUAGCAAAACAUUUUGGGGUCAAGGAGUGUGUAAUAUUCGAUAAGCAGUGUUGA